Messenger RNA from Cydia amplana, 2609 nucleotides. RefSeq names its product fanconi-associated nuclease 1-like. Gene Ontology annotation, cellular component: nucleus. NCBI's taxonomy places the organism in Eukaryota, Metazoa, Arthropoda, Insecta, Lepidoptera, Tortricidae. The coding region runs from base 109 to 2601 and encodes 830 amino acids. The transcript has 12 exons. Gene Ontology annotation, molecular function: 5'-3' exonuclease activity; flap-structured DNA binding; 5'-flap endonuclease activity. Gene Ontology annotation, biological process: interstrand cross-link repair. The record is from RefSeq and is a predicted model, not a curated record.
CAAGGAAAGUAAAACGUGUUAUUUAUAAACAAUUUUCAUUUUUGUGAGUUUUCGGAAAGAAGUAUGUUAAGUUCUGUUCAAAUUAUUUAGUUUUCAGUUUAAUACAAUAUGUCACAACAAUUGGCCAUUACAAACUUUUUCAAGGCGAAAGUGCAUGGAUCUCCAAAUUUCGGGAAAAAUAUGGAUACUGUAAAAAGAAAGAAACGAAAUUUAAGUUUGGCUAAAGUUUCAACACCUACUGCAUCACCGAGCAAAAGGAAAAUUGAAGUUGAUAUAAGUACAUUUAGUGAUGAUGACGACUUUUGCACACCAGUUAAAUCAAAGGCUCUGAGCCUCUCACAGAGUUCUAAUGACAGCGAGAAAACCAUUAUAUAUACCCCAUCGCCGAAAACAUCCUUGCAGACACCCAAGAAAACCCCUAAGAGUUCUCCAAACCUUGGUUCAGCUUCCAAAUCUCAGACUCCAAGGCCCAAAGACAGAUUUUUCUCUCCAACAAAAAAUCGCAGUGUUAAAAAAAGGACGCCUGUAAAGAGCAAAAGAAAUUUGACCAGCUUGCUUGGAAAUGGAGAUUGUUUAGAAAAGUCUGUGGAACAAGUAUGCUUUGAAUAUGCAUGCGAAGGCAUGGAUGAUAAGACUGUAUUCUUGUUACAAAUAAUUAACAAAUACCUAAAUGAUAGUACAUUGAAGCCACUCCUAAACAGCAGAGCUCAACAAUUGCUACAAAGUAGCCAGUCAGUGGUAAAGCCGGGUAUGAAGCUAGUCUGCAGACUAUUCUGGCGCAAAGACCAAUGGUUCCGGAGGAAACAGAUCAUGGAGAUUGUCAGCGAGGAUAAGGAACCCUUGGAUGAUUCCAGUCUGGAAGAAAUGAUUCUUUCAUUGACUCAAAGAGCUUGGUUGAAAGAGAGUAACAACAGUAUGACUUUCAAAGAACUGUCAUUACUUUUGAAAGCUGAAGAACUGAAGUUAAUUUGCAAAGACUUGAAGCUGAAAGGAGGCACAAAGCAGGAGGCAAUUGAUUCAUUGUGGGGUUACAGCCGGCGCACAUCUAGUAUUUGCAGCUACUUCUCCAACGGCAAGGCUAGUGAUAACAGUGAAAGAGUUUUACAAAUUAUGAGAGAAAAAGCGGGCUCCUGUUAUAAGUUGUCAGAGGUUGCCAUAAAGACACUCAAUCAGCUCUAUGUGCUCAUGUACCUUGGCAUGGACUUUAGCCUCAUACGGGAAAAGAGAUUUGAACUGGCACUAAUCCACGAUAAAAUCGGUAGAGAGCCGUAUCCUGUGGAUCAGGAUAUGGAACUUGACAACGCUAGUGUAGUUUUUGAAAGCAAUGACGAAUUUGAAAGGUACAUGACUGCACAUAACGUGUAUGAGGAUUUUCUAGCUGAAACAUGCUCUGAUGAAAAGGCUGCCCUAGUCAAACAAGUUUAUCAGGUCUACAAAGCAAUAGACGACGAAGAAAUGUUACGGUACAAAGCCCUACCAAGUUGGCUCCGGCGUUUUACACCUGCUAAUCUCUACAUCAGAAUUCUAGACUCGGGCAUACAAGAUUUGAAGAAAACCAAAACUGUCGAGUCUUAUGAACUCGCAAUAGAAAUACUGAGCGGCUUGAUAGAGCAGACUGGUUUCCGACAGCAUAAGAAGGCGGACUGGUACGCGGAGAAGGCGUUGAUUCUUCAUGGCUUACCUGGGAGGUGUGAUGAGGCAGCUGAAGUCCUAAUAGAAGGCUUCAAGUCAAACUUAACCGACGAGGAAAAAGACAUAAUGCGCAACCGGGCCCUCAGGAUAGCGCGGCAGAAGUCAGUAAAGGUUAGCGAGCACUUGAAGGGAGAGCUGCUGGAACACGCCAGUAAAGACGCCAUACUUGAGAGGAAUAUCGACGCGGAACACAUCUACAAACAACCUAUGGAGAACACUUCAAAAGGCAAAGCAAGGUUUGAAACAAAAACUACAGAAGGCAGGGUUAUUCAAAGCGUAGAAGAGUACUGUAUUACCCAUUGCAUCAGUACUGGUGAAUUUACUCAUGGCGAGCACUGGGAAGGCCGUAUCGUGACAACGAUGUUCUUCCUCCUAUUCUGGGACAUCAUCUACUCGAAGCCGCGCGGCGUCCGCGGCGUCUUCCUCACGCGCUUCCAAGCGUUCCCGCUGGACCUGUUCUCUGACAGCUUCUACACCAACCGACAGGUGCUCAUCGAUGACAGGCUGCGGCUCAUUGAGAGUUCCACCGAGGAAGAGGUGUUGGAGAUGAUGGAGAAUACUUGGCGAGACAGGCCGGAAGGCGAGAUUUCCGGUAUAAACCGUGCAAUAGGCUGGGAGAGCAUCAGCGCGGUGGCGGCGUGCCUCGGGCCGCGCGCGCUGGCGGCGCUGCUGGCGCGGCCGGCGCGACACUACCGCUACGCGCGCAGCGGCUUCCCCGACGUCACCUUAUGGAACGUGCACACCAAACAGAUCAAGUUUGUAGAAGUAAAGAGCGACUCGGACCACCCGUCGAUGAAGCAGAUCCAGUGGAUGAACUACCUGCGCGAGCGCGGCAUCGACGCCGGGUUCUGUUACGUCGGCGCCAACACCACCCGGCAACGCGCCAGGGCGGGGAAGAAAUCACCUUAAACAUGCCA